Molecule: messenger RNA, 3770 nt
Organism: Malus domestica (apple)
Lineage: Eukaryota; Viridiplantae; Streptophyta; Magnoliopsida; Rosales; Rosaceae
Product: serine/threonine-protein kinase BRI1-like 2
Biological process (GO): protein phosphorylation
Molecular function (GO): ATP binding; protein kinase activity; protein binding
Source: RefSeq, a predicted model, not a curated record
UCCAACUCCCUUCUUUUCUUAUUCCUUUCCACUUUCCGUUCUUUCCAUUUUAUUAAACACAGAAUAAAGCAACUCCUUUUCCUAAAGCUCCCUCCUUUCCUUUCCCACCAACAUUUUCCCAUCAUACUCACUCACUCACACCCCUCUCACUCUACACAUCUUUCGCACUCCUCUCUCUCUCUCUCUCUCUCAAUUAUCUUCCGGAGAAAUGAAACUUGUUUCAUCAAUGGAGAACUUCAAUCCAGCUCAGUUUUUUCUUCAUCUUUCUGCAGUACUUGUAUUGGUAGGACUUCACCUUGUUCCUGUUUCCACAGCUGACCAACAAGUCACUCCAUCGAUCAAAACCGACGCAGUUUCUCUUCUCAACUUCAAAAAGAUGAUUAACAAGGACCCGAAUGGUGUGUUGUCCGGUUGGAAGCUCGGCACCAGUCCAUGCAGCUGGUAUGGAGUUACAUGCUCCUUGAACCGGGCAACUCAGCUCGAUCUUACCAGUUGUUCUCUUGUUGGUACAAUCUCUUUUGAACCCUUGGCCUCUCUAGACAUGCUUUCUGUCUUAAAUCUGCCUUCCAAUAAAUUCAGUGUAAACGCUACCUCUUUGCUUCAACUCCCAUAUGCUUUGAAACAACUCGAUUUAUCGUUCAACGCACUUUUCGGUGUUCUUCCUGAGGGUGUUUCCUCAAAAUGUCCAAAUCUUGUCUCUGUGAAUCUUGCUUUUAACAACUUAACCGGCCCUCCACCCAAAGAUCUCUUGUUGCAUUCCGACAAACUUCAAACUCUCGACAUCUCUUACAACAAUCUAACCGGGUCAAUUUCUGGUCUGAUAAUUGAGAAAUAUUCUUGCCCUUCUUUGUUGCAGCUUGAUUUGUCAGGAAACCGUAUAACGGGUUCCAUUCCUAUGUCCUUGGCAAACUGCACCAGUCUCAAAACUAUGAGUUUAUCGACCAACAACGUGACAGGCGAAAUCCCAAGAUCGUUCGGGCAACUCCGCAGUCUACAGAGAUUGGAUCUUUCUCACAAUCAGAUAACCGGUUGGAUACCUCCUGAAUUAGGAAAUGCAUGCGGUUCGCUUGCCGAACUCAAGCUUUCGUUUAACAACAUUACUGGCCCAAUUCCAGCCUCUUUCUCCUCGUGUUCUUUGCUGGAGGCUCUCGAUCUCUCCAACAACAACUUAACAGGCCCCCUGCCAGAUUCUAUCUUUCAGAACCUCACCUCCUUACAGAGCUUGGUGCUGAGGAAUAACAUCAUCACUGGAUCACUUCCGGGCUCCAUAUCAGCUUGCAGGAGCCUACAGGUUAUAGACUUGAGCUCUAAUAAAAUAUCUGGCGUCAUCCCACCAGAUAUAUGUCCCGGGGCCUCCUCACUUGAGGAGCUGAGAAUGCCGGACAACCUCAUUGUAGGCGAAAUUCCUGCUCAACUAUCACAAUGUUCUCAGCUGAAGACGAUCGAUUUUAGUUUGAACUAUCUCAACGGCUCAAUUCCAGCUGAGCUUGGGAAGCUGGAGAAUUUGCAGCAGCUAAUAGCAUGGUACAAUGGCUUAGAGGGGAAAAUCCCACCAGACUUGGGAAAGUGCAAGAAUCUCAAGGAUAUUAUUCUCAACAAUAACCAUCUGAGUGGUGAAAUCCCAGUUGAAUUGUUCAGCUGCAGCAAUCUUGAAUGGAUAUCACUCACAAGCAAUAAACUCAGUGGUGAAGUCCCAAGGGAAUUUGGCCUUUUGACACGACUGGCGGUUCUACAACUUGGGAACAAUAGCUUGAGUGGCAAGAUACCAGGAGAGCUUGGAAAUUGCAGCAGUUUGGUUUGGUUGGAUUUGAACAGCAACAAACUCACCGGAGAGAUCCCACCUCGACUUGGGAGGCAGAUCGGGGCCAAAGCACUGAGUGGAAUUCUCUCCGGCAAUACUUUGGUGUUUGUACGGAAUGUGGGGAACUCUUGUAAAGGAGUGGGAGGCUUAUUAGAGUUUGCGGGAAUCCGACCUGAAAGGCUUCAACAGGACCCAACAUUGAGGACUUGUGAUUUCGCCAGAUUGUACUCUGGCCCUGUCCUGAGUCUCUUUACAAAAUACCAAACACUGGAGUAUCUUGAUCUAUCUUACAAUCAGCUUCGCGGGAAAAUCCCGGAAGAAAUGGGGGACAUGAUUGCAUUGCAAGUUCUUGAGUUAUCCCACAACCAGUUAUCAGGUGAGAUUCCUGCAUCACUUGGCCAGCUCAAAGAUUUAGGGGUGUUUGAUGCAUCACACAACAGACUGCAGGGUCACAUCCCUGAUUCAUUGGAGAACCUAUCUUUCUUGGUGCAAAUUGAUUUGUCCAACAAUGAAUUAACUGGCGAAAUUCCCUCGAGGGGUCAGCUGAGUACGCUUCCUGCUACCCAGUAUGCUAACAACCCUGGACUCUGUGGAGUCCCAUUGCCUGAUUGCCAGAGCAGCAAUGACCAACCAGACACCACUCCAAGCGAUCAGGAUGAAGGCAAACGAAGCCGAAGGCCAUCAGUUGCUUCAUGGGCUAACAGCAUUGUUGUGGGGGUUCUGAUUUCUCUUGCUUCUGUCUGUGUUCUGGUUGUGUGGGCAAUUGCAAUGCGGACGAGGCGAAAGGAAGCGAAGGAGGUGAAGAUGCUUAAUCGCUUGCAAGCAUCCCAUGCGGCAUGGAAGAUUGACAAAGAGAAAGAACCCUUGAGUAUUAAUGUUGCCACUUUCCAAAGACAGUUGAGGAAGCUCAAGUUCUCCCAACUCAUUGAGGCAACCAAUGGCUUCUCGGCAGAUAGUCUUAUAGGGUGUGGAGGUUUUGGGGAAGUGUUCAAGGCAACGCUGAAAGAUGGAUCAAGUGUUGCAAUCAAGAAACUUAUACGGCUGAGCUGCCAAGGUGACCGUGAAUUCAUGGCCGAGAUGGAAACUCUGGGGAAGAUCAAGCAUAGGAAUCUCGUGCCUUUAUUGGGUUAUUGUAAAAUUGGUGAAGAGAGGCUGCUAGUAUAUGAAUUCAUGGAGUACGGAAGCCUCGAAGAAAUGCUCCAUGGAAGAACAAAGACGCGUGACAGGCGGAUGCUAACAUGGGAGGAAAGAAAAAAGAUUGCAAGAGGUGCAGCGAAAGGACUGUGUUUCCUCCACCACAAUUGCAUCCCUCACAUCAUACACAGAGACAUGAAGUCAAGCAAUGUAUUGUUGGACAGUGAAUUGGAAGCAAGAGUUUCUGAUUUCGGAAUGGCAAGGCUCAUAAGCGCUCUUGACACACACUUGAGUGUAAGCACUCUUGCAGGCACUCCUGGUUAUGUUCCACCAGAAUACUACCAGAGUUUCCGCUGCACUGCCAAGGGUGACGUCUACUCAUUUGGGGUUGUGCUCUUGGAGCUUGUGACCGGAAAACGCCCAACAGACAAGGAUGAUUUCGGGGACACUAACUUGGUCGGAUGGGCGAAGAUGAAGGUGAGAGAAGGGAAACAGAUGGAAGUGAUAGACCAAGAGUUACUUUCGGUAACUAAAGGAACUGAUGAAGCAGAAGCAGAAGAAGUGAAAGAGAUGGUGAGGUAUUUAGAGGUGACACUUCAAUGUGUUGACGACUUCCCAUCAAAGAGGCCUAACAUGUUGCAGGUGGUGGCCAUGCUGAGAGAGCUGAUAUCUGGAUCAGCAUGUGGAAGUAGUAAUAGCGCUUGAAAUUUUGAAACAAGUCCAUGUUUCCUGUAUGUUUAUCGAUCAAUAUCAUCAUCGUUAAUCGUUGUAAGAAUAUUAUAACGUUUGUAAGAAUUUGUUGAUCAAAAUCGAUAUCAAAAAAAAAAUUCUUGUA